AUGUCACGAAACAUCUGCAUCACUGCCAUCGAUGGCAACACAGGCUUUCUCAUCGCCGAGUUAAUCCUUACACAUCGCGACUUCUCCCGGAAAGUCAAGAGUGUUGUCGGCCUCACUCUUCACCCCGACUCUGACAAAGCAAAGCAACUCAAAGACCUUGGCGCCACUAUUGUCGCACACAAACCAGGCCGCCUUCGUCCUAUGAUCAAGACUCUCGAAGAGACGGGAUGUGAUACCAUCUGCCUUAUCCCCCCUACGCAUGAGCACAAGUUCGAGAUCACUGAGGAGCUCGUGCAUGCUGCCAAGAAGGCUGAUGUGCAGAAUGUUCUCUUGAUGAGCUCUGCUGGGUGCGACUAUGCUGAGAGAGGUAAACAGCCUCGCUUGAGGGAGUUUAUUGAUCUGGAGACACUUGUGAUGGAGGCUAAGGGAGACCCAAGUGUUUCUACGGGACAUUCCCCCUGUAUUAUUCGGGCUGGGUUCUAUGCCGAAAAUCUCCUUUUGUACGCCAAGCAGGCCAAGGAAGAGGGCACGCUUCCACUUCCCAUCGGCGAAUUCCACAAGUUCGCACCUGUGGCACUGGGCGACGUUGCUCAAGUCGCUGCUCAUGUGUUGACUGGCAAGGGCGAGCAUGGAUUUGACGAUCGCCAUCGCGGACAGAUGAUGGUAGUCACCGGUCCUAUGUUAUGCGCUGGUAAAGAGCUUGCAGAAGCAGCCAGCAAAGCCCUUGGAAGUAAGCUCCAGUUCGAGAACAUCUCACAUGCCGAAGCCAAGCGGGUCCUCAAGUCCCAAACUGAGCUUGACCCUUCGGAGCAGCAAUAUCUUCUCGAGUACUACAGCCUUGUGAAGGAGGGCAAGACUAACUACAUCUCCACCACAGCUUUCAACAAUGUGACUGGGGAGCAUCCAACAGAGCCAGAGCAUUUCUUCAAGAUCUACGAGGGGGAAUUGAGGCCCAAGAAGAAGGCGAAACAUGCGAAGUGA
This is a messenger RNA of Fusarium sp. VM40, 981 nucleotides long. The record is from the annotation of a GenBank genome assembly. Lineage: Eukaryota; Fungi; Ascomycota; Sordariomycetes; Hypocreales; Nectriaceae.